Molecule: messenger RNA, 2444 nt
Organism: Exophiala viscosa
Lineage: Eukaryota; Fungi; Ascomycota; Eurotiomycetes; Chaetothyriales; Herpotrichiellaceae
Exons: 1
Coding region: 365-2425 (686 amino acids)
Biological process (GO): regulation of DNA-templated transcription
Cellular component (GO): nucleus
Molecular function (GO): transcription cis-regulatory region binding; DNA-binding transcription factor activity, RNA polymerase II-specific; zinc ion binding
Source: RefSeq, a predicted model, not a curated record
CGCUGAAUACGUGGCAUGUGCCGGAUAAUCGUCAAGGAGUACUCGGUCCAGCGGCUUGACGGUGUCUCGAGGGGUACUGAGAAUACGAAUAUAUCUCGGUAUUGGGGGCCAAUCGCAACACCUCACGGCUCAGUGGGCAGCGACAUUAAAACUUUACCGGAGUGUUACCUGGUUAUCGUUCUUCCGCCCUUUCGAUCGCAUCUCCACCGAACGACCUGCUUUCUUCUCACUCACACACGAUAACGACUAGAUACUCCGGCCCAUACCACUGUUCCGAUUUCGUCUGCAGAUGGGCCUCGACGGCAUCGAUGGCGGUUAUCAAGAGUAAUCUGCAACCGGUCCUGACUGAUUUGGCAGAUGCACGAUGUCCACCGUCGCCGGGAGGAUCAAGAAGGUAGAACGUGCGUGCAAACCCUGCAGAGACCUCAAGGUCCGCUGUCUACCUUGCGUUGAGCGAGAUGACAUCUGCCAAAAGUGCAAACGUUCCGGUGCGCGCUGUGUCUUGGAGGACCCGAAACCGCGGAAGAAGCGCAAGACCAACAAUGACCGUGGCAGCGUAUUGGCCUUGCAGGCCAAGGUGGCCGAGUUGAAAGCUCAGCUCGAGGAGAGAAAGGCCAGCAGUCAAGGCGACACAGCCACCGGACCCUCCAAUGUGCCACUUGUUGGCACAGCUAACACUGCCACCAUUUGCAGUGAUGAUUCGAGGAGUCAAGAUGCGAUGCCAGAUUGGUCUCAAUAUCCGAGCAACGCCCAAGACUCCUGCGAUGGGCAUUGUCCAUCUUCAAAGAGCGUUGUCGGUGAACUCCUCCGAAGCGGUCAACUGAUGCAAACCGCUGCAGCGUCAUAUCUUUCUGGAUAUCGACAUAUGUGCACAUAUUUUCCCUUUGUCAUCUUAGCAGACGAUGCCAGUAUUGAACAACUCAUGCACUCUCAGCCAUUCUCUCUACAUGCCAUACUCGUGGUCUCCUCAGGCGACAACGAGGACUUGCAGACCACGCUCGAGAAGAGCUUUCGCGAGGAGCUAUUGAGGGCAGUCAUGUUUGAUGGAAAGAACAACAUCGACUUGCUCCAAGCGUUGGUGGUGUACCUCGCUUGGUACCAUUUCUUCUACAUCCCUAUGAAGCAGCAAUUCUACCAGAUACUCCAGAUUGCCAUCGGCAUGUGCAUUGACAUGAAACUGGAUCGCCCUCCAGAAAGGGCUACUGCAAGGAAAAUGGGCCUCGAGGAGAGCCACGAAGAUGACAAUUUGUUAGGCGACACCUCAAGUGAGCAGUACUACAGCAAAGCCGCCAGACGAGCAUACAUUGGAUGCUACUGCAUAUCAACGGCCGCAUCAUGGGUAUGGUGCAAGCCGAAUAAUUUCCCCUACAAUGACUACCUCGUGCAGUGCGCACGAUCACUUUCGGACGAUCCGGAGAAUGCCACGGAUGCAAUGAUCUUGCCCCUCCUGCAGACGCAAGUACUUGGGAAUGAGUAUCAUAAGGCCUACCUGCACGCCAACUUCGCCCAACCCUCAGCACUAUCGGAAUCUACCAUGGCAGCAUUCCAAGCAAAGAUGGAGGACAACCAGUCGACUACUCCUUCCGAAUGUUGGCCGGUCGAUCUAGCGCGCCUGUAUGCAGCAUCGUAUGGCCACGAGAUGGACCUUCUAAACCCCUGCGUGGACAGGGCCCACAGCCCGACUAGAUCAGACGAGACGAUGCCCCUAACGUCGAGUCGCCGCGACUGCCUGACAUACUGUCUCCAUUCCGCUGCGAAACUCUACGAAACAUUCCUAUCACUUCCCUACGAGGAAUAUGCAAAGCUAUCAGUCCUUCAGUGGUGGGCAAUUGUCUGUGACACGGCAUACCUUUACCGUUUGUGCCUUGGGAUACCGCAACUGCCAGAGUGGGACGUGGCAGACGCCCGUGAGGUUGCGAAGCUGGAGAUCUAUCUCGACCUGCUUUGCUACCGUUUAGUUAGCGCGACUGGAUCGACGCUUGAAAAGCCCACAGGGCGAGAUCUGUACUCUUUGCUAUGCCCAAUCUUCACGAACGUGAAGCGCAGCUAUGAGAGGCUGAAGGAGCUGCCCAAGACGAUGAGCGCGAGUGAUAAACGGCCAGUUCAUGCUGAUGCAUUUUCCGCAGGGCAAGCAAAGGCGGUCCCGAAACCGAAAUUAGCCACGCAUCCUAGUCACUGCCCAGCGUUCAGAUACACCUCGCGCGCAGAUGAGAUUGGCUUGGGGCCAGCUGCGCAGGAAGGAAAUCCCACGGAGACGUCGACAGUGUCAGAUAUUGAUGUGUUUUUGAACUCUAGCUUGUUCGAUGGCGACAAUGCUUGGCUUGGAGAUAUGCCAUCGCUGGAUCUAAGUCCGUUUAACGUGGAUGAUCCUUGUUUCAUUGCCACCGGACCACAUGAGCCUCGUGACACGGCCAUGGAGCCAUGAGGCAGACAUUCUUUCGCUA